AUGUCAAAAAAUUCCAGAGAUAAGGCUGCCGAUCAACUCAAAGAAUUUCGUGAAAACAACGAUCCUACUACUUUGACGACUAGUCAUGGUGCUCCUGCUGAAAGUAUCACUGAUUCCGUUACAGUGGGACCUCGUGGACCUAUUCUACUUCAGGAUAUUACUUUAAUUGAUCAUAUGGCUCAUUUCGAUCGUGAGCGUAUCCCAGAGAGAGUUGUUCACGCUAAAGGAGCAGGUGCAUUCGGCUACUUUGAGGUUACGCACGAUAUUACAAAAUAUUGUAAGGCGAAAGUAUUUGAAAAUGUCGGCAAACGUACACCUAUGGCUGUACGUUUUUCCACCGUAGGCGGCGAAUCAGGAAGUGCGGAUACUGCUAGAGAUCCUCGUGGGUUUGCCCUUAAAUUCUAUACGGAAGAGGGCAACUGGGAUUUAGUUGGUAAUAACACUCCAAUUUUCUUUAUAAGAGAUCCCAUCUUGUUUCCUAGUUUUAUUCACACCCAAAAAAGAAAUCCUGUAACCCAUCUGAAGGAUCCUGACAUGUUUUGGGAUUUUAUUAGCCUCCGACGAGAAACAACUCACCAGGUUUCCUUCUUGUUUACGGAUCGCGGCACUCCGGAUGGAUACAGACACAUGAAUGGAUACGGGAGUCAUACAUUCAAGCUAGUAAAUGCAGACAACGAAGCUGUUUACUGCAAGUUUCAUCUGAAGACUGAUCAAGGCAUUAGGAAUUUAACAGGAGAAAAAGCUCAAGAAAUUAGUGGAUUAGAUCCCGAUUAUGCAAUGAGAGAUUUAUAUAACGCAAUUGCCAGUGGAAACUCUCCGUCUUGGACCAUGUAUCUUCAAAUAAUGACUUUUGAGCAGGCUGAGAAGUGGCGCUUUAAUCCCUUUGAUGUGACGAAAAUUUGGCCUCAUAGUGAAUUUCCCUUGAUUCCUGUUGGAAAAAUGGUCUUGAACCGCAAUCCGAAAAAUUAUUUUGCCGAAGUGGAACAAAUAGCUUUUGCUCCGGCUAAUUUUGUUCCUGGAAUAGAACCAUCGCCUGAUAAAAUGCUGCAGGGACGUUUGUUUUCUUAUAAUGAUACUCAUCGACAUCGCCUUGGAACUAACUAUGCUCAGUUACCUGUUAAUUGUCCCUAUGCAACGAAAGUUGGUAAUUAUCAAAGAGAUGGUCCACAAACCUUCAAUGACAACCACAGUGGCGUUCCAAACUAUUAUCCUAAUAGUUUUAAUGGUCCUAUUGCAAAUGUUAAUAGAGCUACUCCACAUACGGUCCAAGUUAUCGGUGAUGUGAAACGCUAUAAUACAGCAGAUGAUGAUAAUUUUACACAAGUGACAGUAUUUUGGCGAAAAGUUCUUAAUGAGCAGGAGAGAACAGCAUUGGUUAAUAAUAUUGUGGGACAUUUAUGUAUGGCACAAUCGUUUUUACAGGAGCGGGCUAUCGAAAACUUCUCGAAAGUUGACCCUGAGUACGGUAGAAGAAUCAGAGAAGGAUUAAAUAGAAAAGAAGAGGGAGCAAAGCUCAUGUAG
Trichoplax adhaerens is the source of this 1521-nucleotide messenger RNA. RefSeq lists its product as uncharacterized. Gene Ontology annotation, cellular component: cytoplasm; peroxisome; mitochondrion. Gene Ontology annotation, molecular function: catalase activity; heme binding. The record is from RefSeq and is a predicted model, not a curated record. NCBI's taxonomy places the organism in Eukaryota, Metazoa, Placozoa, Uniplacotomia, Trichoplacea, Trichoplacidae. Gene Ontology annotation, biological process: hydrogen peroxide catabolic process; response to hydrogen peroxide. Bases 1 to 1521 code for a protein of 506 amino acids. The transcript is spliced from 13 exons.